GGCAAAUACAGCUCCAACAAUCGGCAGGCAACCAGCACAUCUUUGCUCUAGCCGUCUCCAGGCCCCACACUCCAGAGACCUGGCUCUAGGUUCCAGGCUCCAGUCUCCUGACUCCAGACUCCGGGCUCCAGGCUCCAGUUCUUAGCACAGAGCUGAUCCUGUAACAGCGGUUUAUUAGUUUGUUUCCGUUGGCGACUCUUCCCCACCAUGUCGGCCGCCUCAUCUGUCCAGCUGUUUGUGCGAAUCACUCCGGCGUGUCGGAGAACCUCCUUGCCUCGGACUAGCACUUAUAAAGAACAACAGUCACCGUCGAGACUGGCGUCCGUAACCCGAACCAAGAUACCUCUCCGCUCCAGCCGAACCAACCCACGCCCCUCCACUUCUCGAAUGAGCUGCAUCAGCCAAGCGAGCCCUAGCCCCUCACCAUCCUCACCUUCUUCAGCAGAAUCCAUAGCGCGUAAGGGUCUGUUUUCGAAAUCUCCCAGUCGAGAUGGUGUACAAGCCGAAGCUUCCGCUUCCACCAUCGCCCCUCUUGAAACGCAAUCCCCCAUGAGCACAUCCUCGUUACCCACAGCGAUCGAGGAUUUCCCCUUGAGCCCGAAUCCUCUUCCUGACAGCCAGCCUGCUCGCGCUGUGGUAUCUCUAGAACGGGGAAUCAAUAAGCUGAUCACCGACGCCGCGUUUCACAUCUUAAACACCUUCUACGGGACCACCGAGCGCGCGUACGCUCGCUUCUACGUCCUCGAAACGAUCGCGCGCGUUCCGUACUUCUCGUACGUUUCGAUCCUCCAUCUGUACGAGAGCUUCGGCUGGUGGCGGCGGAUCGAGUUCCUUAAAGCCCACUUUGACGAGAGCGUGAACGAGACGCAUCAUCUGAUGAUCAUGGAGGCGCUUGGCGGCGAUCGCAGCUGGAUGGAUCGAUUCGUCGCACAGCACAUCGCCGUGGGUUACUACUUCUUCGCGAUUUUCUGCUACCUGAUCAGCCCUCGCAUGGCGUAUCAUCUGUCGGAGCUGGUAGAGGAGCAUGCGUAUGAAACGUAUGAUAAAUUCCUCAUGAGCCAGGGAGAGCUUCUCAAGACACAGCCGGCUCCGGAGGUGGCCGUCAGCUACUACAACGGGGGUAAUCUGUACCGAUUUGACGGAUUUCAGGUGCAGCCUGACACGUCACGGCCGUCUCCCCUCGUGGAGAGUCUGUACGACGUGUUUGUGAACAUUCGGGACGACGAGGCGGAGCACUGCAAGACCAUGCGCGCAUGCCAGGCAGUGCAGAGAGGGAAAGGGCUGCAUGACGUGGGGUGCUCAGGUGUGGUGGAAUGCGCAGUGACUUCGUCGUCUGCUGCUGACCGGAUGCCUGUGGACUGAGGGAAGUGUUCCCAAAACCUCGAGUUUCACAGUGUGGGAAGCUAGGUGUUGCAAAAUGUGUAGUGGUGUCCUCAUCUGCAGCAGACGGAUGCCCCUGGUUGAGAUUUAUAGAGAACAGGGAUGCCUGGGUCAAUUGGCUUUGGCACUAGUUUCUACAAUGUAAAAAUGUGGGAAUCUUGUGGAAUACCAUAUCACAUUUAAAAUA
Closterium sp. NIES-67 is the source of this 1567-nucleotide messenger RNA. The record is from the annotation of a GenBank genome assembly. Lineage: Eukaryota; Viridiplantae; Streptophyta; Zygnematophyceae; Desmidiales; Closteriaceae.